Messenger RNA from Myxocyprinus asiaticus (Chinese sucker), 2292 nucleotides. RefSeq names its product trehalase (brush-border membrane glycoprotein) (gene treh). Gene Ontology annotation, biological process: trehalose catabolic process. Gene Ontology annotation, molecular function: alpha,alpha-trehalase activity. NCBI's taxonomy places the organism in Eukaryota, Metazoa, Chordata, Actinopteri, Cypriniformes, Catostomidae. The record is from RefSeq and is a predicted model, not a curated record.
UCAUCCGUCCUUUUCUCAUAUGGAAAUACACAACCAGCACCUUGCAACAGUCAGAUCUACUGCACUGGAGAAGUCCUGAGAUAGGUGCAAAUAGCUAAACUCUUUGGUGAUGACAAGUACUUUGUAGAUAUAAAGCUGACUGCAGCUCCUGAGGUUGUUGUGGAGGCUUUUGCUAAUCUUACCACUGAGUUUCAUAUAUACUUUGAAGUGCCAGGUAAAGAAUUUGAGAUGUGGACUCCUACAGACUGGCAUUCUAACCCAACAAUCUUUUCCAGAAUUUCUGACCAAAAGUAAAACAGCUGGGCUGAAGAACUGCAUGGAUUGUGGAAGUCAUUAGGUCGAAAGAUCUGUGAUGUCGGAGACCACCCGGAGCUGUACUUGCAGAUUUACACCCCACACCUUGUUGUUGUGCCAGGUGGACACUUCAGGGAACUCUAUUAUUGUGACUCAUAUUGGGUAAUACAUGGUCUCCUUUUGUCUGAGAUGACUGAAACAGCUCGAGGAAUGAUCCUGAACUUCACGUACUUGGUGGAAAGGUACGGCUUUGUCCCAAACGGAGGCCGAAUUUAUUACGAGUGGCGGAGUCAGCCUCCAUUCCUUCCCCCAAUGGUGGAAAGCUUUGAGGUCACAAGAGACAAAGACUUCCUCAGGCAAGUUUUGCCAGCACUAGAGAAAGAGUACAGCUUUUGGAUGCAGAAUCACUCUCUUGCUGUGGAGGUGAAUAGAGUGAAGCAUAUCCUAAAUCGUUACAAUGUACAGACAGAUGUUCAGGAGAAACUGUGGAUAGAACUAAAAACUGGAGUGGAGUCGGGCUGGGAUUUCUCUUCUCGUUGGUAUAUUGACAGCACGGGCUGAAGCAAUGGCACCCUGCGUGACACAUAGACCAGCUCCAUCCUGCCUGUUGAUCUCAGUGCCAUAAUCUGUCGCAAUGAGCGUCUAUUGGUGUCUUUCCACAGGAUUCUGGGAAAUGAGCACAAGGCAGUGGAAUAUGAGCAGACAAUUUCUGCUAGAAUUAAGACGCAGAAAGGAGGCUGGUUUGAUUUUAGCCUAGUAACCAAGACUCAACACUUAGCCUUCUACCCAUCUAACCUGGUACCUCUAUGGGCACGCUGUUACUCUAGACCUGAGAUGGCAGAUCAGGCUGUACAGUACCUAAGCAAUAGUGGAGGUCUGGACUAUCCUAACGGGACUCUCGCCUCUCUGAGUGAGAAUGGGCAGCAGAGGGACAUGCCUAAUGCCUGACCUCCUCUUCAACGCAUAAUUAUAGAGGGGCUCUCUGGGCUCGAUUCAGCCCACGCUAAAGAGCUCGCCUUUGUUUUGGCCCAAUGGUGGAUUCAGACCAACUGGCAGGCGUAUGUCAAAUAUGAGGCCAUGUUUGAGAAGUAUGGUGUCAACGGUGUUUGAAAGCCUGGAGGAGGUGGCGAGUAUGAAGUUCAGUUGGGAUUUGGAUGGACCAAUGGUGUUGCUCUGCAGCUGCUUAACCAGUACAGUGAUAGGCUGAGCUCUGUAGGGUGUUUCCUGAGUGCUAGUGUUCUGACUGGACUCAUGUAUCCCACCUUAACUCUGCUGUUAUCCUGAUCCUGGGAAACUCUGGAUUUUCUUUGUGCCCCGACAAAAGUACAGAAGCACAGAUUUCAUCCCCAAAUAAAAAGUGAAUAAGAUAUCAUAAAGCACUUAAAUAAUUUGACACCUUUUUUAGUACCAUUUGAGUUUAUUUUUUUUAUUUUUUUUGCAUUGUAAAUUUUUAUUACAAUAAAGCACUUUAUUUCUUCAACUCCUUUCCCAAUUAACAUACUAAAUAAAAAACAUUACCAUCACCCUUCUCAUUACUGUGAGUAAAAAUCAAAUAUUUACAAUGUAUUGUACAUCAUGGUAGUGUUUGUUAUAUUACCUGUCUUGAGAUGCAUGCUGAUUGAAAUUAAGAAAAAUCAUUGUAUUACAGAGAUUUUACAGUAAUACAGUAAAAAAACAAAACAAAAACAAAAAAACAUUGUAAUGAUAUACCAUUGAGAAUAUAAUAUAUAAUAUAACUCAAAUAUAAAAUGUCUAGAUACAUUAUGGUAAUGAAAAUUUGGUCUGAAAAUGUGCUUAAUUGUCAUGAAAAUAAUGUCAAAAAAUGGAAAUAGUCAUUAUAGUCAUAUGCUUCAAUUUAUGCUUUUUAAAGAAAAAAGUCAGCACACCACAGAUCCAAUGAAUGAACAAUUUAACAAUCCCACCUAUUGAAUGAUUAUUCCUUGGAGCUCUGGUGUGCCGACUAUUUUCUUGAAAAAAUUAAAAAUCCCAUUUACCCUU